GGCGAGGAUAGAGAGCAGGUGGAGUAGGAGGAGGAGGAGGAGGGGAAACUCGCGGCCGUUUUCUACUCGGAGGAGCGCUGGAUGGGAAGAGGAUGCACUGCGGGCUACUGGAGGAGCCUGACAUGGAUUCCACAGAGAGCUGGAUCGAGCGAUGCCUCAACGAGAGCGAGACCAAACGUUACUCCAGCCACUUGUCCCUGGGCAACAUGUCCACCGACGAGCAUGAAGAAAAGGAAAAUAACAGGGCCUCCAAACCGCAUUCGACACCUGCCACUCUGGAAUGGCUGGAGGAGAACUAUGAGAUCGCAGAAGGUGUGUGCAUCCCGAGAAGCGCCCUCUACAUGCACUAUCUCGACUUCAGCGAGAAGCACGAUACGCAGCCGGUCAACGCGGCCAGCUUCGGGAAGAUUAUCCGACAGCAGUUUCCAGCACUCACCACCAGGCGACUAGGAACCAGAGGGCAGUCCAAGUACCACUACUACGGUAUCGCAGUGAAGGAGACGUCGCAGUACUACGAUGUGAUGUACUCCAAGAAGGGCGCGGCGUGGGUAAAUGAGGCGGGCAAGAAGGAGGUGACCAAGCAGACAGUGGCAUAUUCACCGCGCUCCAAGCUGGGAACGCUGCUGCCAGAGUUCCCAAAUGUCAAAGACCUCAAUUUGCCUGCCAGCUUGCCAGAAGAGAGGGUGUCAACCUUCAUCAUGAUGUACAGAACGCACUGCCAGAGGAUACUGGACACAGUUAUCCGGGCCAACUUUGACGAGGUCCAAAGCUUCCUGUUGCACUUCUGGCAAGGCAUGCCACCCCACAUGCUGCCUGUACUCAGCUCGCCCACAGUGGUCAACAUCGUCGGCGUGUGCGACUCCAUCCUCUACAAGGCCAUCUCCGGGGUACUCAUGCCCACCGUCCUCCAAGCCCUGCCUGACAGUUUGACGCAGGUGAUCCGGAAAUUUGCCAAACAAUUAGAAGAGUGGCUCAAAAUUGCCCUUCACGACCUCCCAGAGAACCUGAGGAACAUCAAAUUCGAGUUGUCCAGGAGAUUCUCUCAAAUCCUAAAGCGGCAAACGUCCCUAAACCAUCUCUGUCAGGCAUCUCGCACCGUGAUAAAUAGCGCCGACAUCACUUUCCAAAUGCUGGAGGACUGGAGGAACGUGGACCUGAACAGCAUCACCAAGCAGACGCUGUACACUAUGGAAGACUCGCAGGAGGAGCACCGGCAGCUCAUUAUACACUUGUACCAGGAGUUUGAUCGCCUCCUGGAGGAACAGUCGCCCAUCGAGGCCUACAUCGAGUGGCUCGACUCCAUGGUGGACCGCUGCGUGGUCAAGGUCUCGGGGAAGAGGCCUGGUUGCCUGAAGAAGGUGGCCCAGCAGUUCUUGUUGAUGUGGUCCUGCUUUGGGACCAGAGUCAUUCGUGAUAUGACACUCCACAGCGCCCCCAGCUUUGGUUCCUUCCACUUAAUUCAUCUCAUGUUUGACGACUACGUUCUGUACCUGCUGGAGUCGCUGCACUCAGAGAGAGCCAAUGACCUCAUGAGGGCCAUGAAGGGCGAGGGCGGAACAGACCGAGAUGAUGAGUUCACACUGACGGAAAUAACCGCCACCUCCUCGCCGUCCCCGGGCUCCUACUCGCCAGCGCGCUCCGUCCACUCGGCCGCCGUGUCGUCGGCCUCGCCCGCAGCUGACACGUCACCCGAGUUUCCGUCUAACACGGGCGCCGUUCAGUCAUAUACGUGGUCCCUUACCUACACAGUGACAACAGCAGGAGGUUCCGCGCCCGACGGCGGCCAGCAGCUGUCCUGCAUGAGGAGCGGCAGCGGCGCCGCAGGCACGACACCACCACCGCCGCCCUCCUCCGCCCAUCGGCUGCCCGUCUACGCCCACAGAGAGGAGCAUGGAUAUAGCGGCAGCUACAACUACGGCAGUUACACCAACCAGCAUCCUCACGCCAUCCAGAGCCAGUACCCGGGCAUCGGCCACGACGCCGCUAUCCCGGCACCGCUCCACUACUCCGCCUACCACCGCUCGUCUGCACAGUACCAGUUCAACGGUCAGAUGUCCCGCAUGGAUCCCUGUUUGAUGAGCACCACACCCCGACUGCACCCUGCGCCCGUCACCCCCCGCUGGCCAGAUAUGUCCUCGGUCAAUGGCUGCUACGGAAGCCCCCCUAUGCAUUCAUCACGCUACGCCGCUUCGGGGGACGUUUACUCGCCUCUCGUCCCGCGCAGGAACUCCGAGUACGAGCACUCCCAGCAUUUCCCCGGCUUCGCCUACAUCAACGGCGAGGCCGCCGCCACCGGCUGGGCCAAGUAGCCAUUUUGUGAACGCUUUGAACUGUAAACGACAUCCAUCGCUCGUUCAACACGGGAGGACAAAAUAUCAAUCGUGUGUGGGCCUGGCGCAGCGCCUUUUCUACAAUUCCUGCUUUUUGUCCGUCCAUUGGUAGAAGCCUGUGAGAUCAUUUACGGUGUUUUGAAAAGUAUUUGCCCCCUUCCUGGUUUUGAACAUUUAGUGCAUUUUUUUCCCUAUUAAAGGGGAAAUCCAGUGGUUUGCAUGAACAAUGUAUCCAAUAGGUCAUGUCAUAUGUACUCUAUUUUGACAAUGUGAUGUUAAAUCCUCUCUCAUUCAAUAGUAUUUUGAGAAGACCUUUAUCAACAAUUUUCAGGGGCACUGCCAUUUUCGUGAGUCACA
Syngnathoides biaculeatus (alligator pipefish) is the source of this 2687-nucleotide messenger RNA. It is a transcript of the gene rfx4, whose product is annotated as regulatory factor X, 4. Lineage: Eukaryota; Metazoa; Chordata; Actinopteri; Syngnathiformes; Syngnathidae. Gene Ontology annotation, molecular function: RNA polymerase II cis-regulatory region sequence-specific DNA binding; DNA-binding transcription factor activity, RNA polymerase II-specific. The record is from RefSeq and is a predicted model, not a curated record. Gene Ontology annotation, biological process: regulation of transcription by RNA polymerase II.